This is a messenger RNA of Diceros bicornis minor, 3104 nucleotides long. It is a transcript of the gene UST, whose product is annotated as uronyl 2-sulfotransferase. Bases 541 to 1947 code for a protein of 468 amino acids. Gene Ontology annotation, molecular function: sulfotransferase activity. The record is from RefSeq and is a predicted model, not a curated record. Gene Ontology annotation, cellular component: membrane. The transcript has 10 exons. Lineage: Eukaryota; Metazoa; Chordata; Mammalia; Perissodactyla; Rhinocerotidae.
ACCGAGAGCAGCCCGGAGACCCGCGGGGAGAGGGAGGGAGAGGGGGAGAGAGCGCUGCGGAGCGCCGGCGGGGAGAGGCGAGGAGGAGGAGGAAAGCCCCUGUCCAGGAGGUGGAGCGAGGGGCUGGUGUCCGCCUCCCGUUCCUCCCUGCCGUCUUUCCGAGGAGCCUGAACCGGGACGCACCACGCCGAGCCCGACAGACACAAAGCCGGGGGUCCACGCUGGCGCUGGAGGCGAGCCCCGGGGGCCGCGAGCGAGCCCGGGGCGCGGCGGGGCGCGGGGCGCGGGGGCGCUAGGCGGGCCGGGCGCGGGCAGCGCCCCCGAGCCGGGGCCGGCACUCGGCUGCUCGGGCCGCGGCGGGGGGACCAUGCCGAGGAAAGUCUCCUGAGCCCGGCGACUUCGGCCCCUCCCCGCCCCCACCCGGCUGCCCUGCGCGCGGCCCUGCCCAUGUGCAGCCGGCCGGCCGGGCUCUGCUCCUCGCAGGCGGAUGGGUGACCUCUUCCCGGCACGGGCAGGCUGUGCGAGGCGGCGGAGCAGGCGAUGAAGCAGCAGCAGCAUCCCGGCGGCGGCGCGGAUCCCUGGCCCCAUGGGGCGCCUCUGGGGGGCGCCCCUGCCGGCCCGGGCGGCUGGAGGCGCCGGGUCUCCCUGCUGCCUUUCCUGCGCUUCUCGCUCCGGGACUACGGUUUCUGCAUGGCCACCCUGCUGGUCUUCUGCCUGGGCUCCCUCCUCUAUCAGCUCAGCGGGGGACCCCCUCGCUUCCUGCUCGACCUGCGGCAGUAUUUGGGAAAUUCCACUUACUUGGAUGACCAUGGACCACCUCCUAGUAAGGUGCUCCCCUUCCCGAGCCAGGUGGUGUACAACAGAGUCGGCAAGUGCGGCAGCCGCACUGUGGUCUUGCUUCUGAGAAUCUUGUCGGAGAAGCACGGAUUCAAUUUGGUCACGUCCGACAUUCACAACAAAACCAGGCUCACUAAAAAUGAACAAAUGGAACUGAUUAAAAAUAUAAGUACCGCCGAACAGCCUUAUUUAUUCACUCGACAUGUUCAUUUCCUCAACUUCUCAAGGUUCGGAGGGGACCAGCCCGUCUACAUCAACAUCAUCCGAGACCCCGUCAACCGGUUUUUAUCUAACUACUUUUUCCGUCGCUUUGGAGACUGGAGAGGGGAACAGAAUCACAUGAUCCGCACCCCCAGCAUGAGGCAGGAGGAACGCUACCUGGACAUCAAUGAGUGUAUUCUUGAAAACUAUCCCGAGUGUUCCAAUCCCAGGUUAUUUUACAUCAUUCCGUACUUUUGUGGACAGCACCCCAGAUGCAGGGAGCCUGGUGAGUGGGCCCUCGAGAGAGCAAAACUGAACGUGAAUGAAAACUUCCUGCUCGUGGGGAUUCUGGAAGAGUUGGAAGAUGUGCUGCUUUUACUGGAAAGAUUUUUACCUCAUUACUUCAAGGGCGUGCUCAGUAUCUACAAAGACCCAGAGCAUAGGAAACUUGGAAACAUGACUGUGACCGUGAAGAAGACCGUCCCCUCCUCCGAGGCCGUGCAGAUGCUCUACCAGCGGAUGAGAUAUGAAUACGAGUUCUACCACUACGUCAAAGAGCAAUUCCACCUGCUGAAGCGCAAGUUUGGACUGAAGUCUCACGUCAGCAAGCCCCCCCUGAGGCCCCAGUUCUUUAUUCCGACUCCACUGGAGACCGAGGAGCCGAUUGACGAUGAAGAACAAGAUGACGAGAAGUGGCUAGAAGAUAUCUAUAAGAGGUACGUGUUUUUGGUAAAAAGGGGUACUGAGUUCUGUGCAGAAGCAGUGGAACUACAGUCCCUUUUCCUAUGGAAGCAGCUUGCUCCGAGAACCCUUACUAGGACAUCAAGAAGAGAAACAGCGAGAGCUUCUGGAGCCAGCCCUUCAAGAGCACUAGCAAAGCGUGAGUUGGGAAUACUUAAUAGUAAAUAAGACCCUGACUUUAUACAAGCUGCACAUUUUCUACUGUUCAGAAACCAACAAGUCUCUAGAGUUUUUCCUUCGUUCACUAAAAUUGGAUGGUAGCCAAGAUAUAAAGCAAGUCAUUUGGACCCUGUCGAGUGUGCACUAAAGCUACUUUAUCAUGAGAUGUAUUCAGAAGGCUCCACCCCGCAGGAGUCCAGUGAAGGCUGGGAACACAGGGGCACAAAGUCCAGCGUUUGGCCUCUUGCGGGCCUCUUCUCUGCCGCAGAGAACUGGGGCAGGAAAGUGAUUAAGGGAAAUGUUCUUAGAAGAGGAAAUAUCCUUUGUCCUGUGUAGAGAGACCAGGGCCCUACCACAAGACUGACCUUAAAAAAGCAAUGCAGAGAACAGCUAUCGUAUUCAGAACAAAAACAAGAACUGUUGCCUGGUCCGUUGUGAGUCACUUCUACGAAACUGCACAUAAAGAGCGAUAAUUAGUUUACACGCUGUGCAAUCUCACCAUCUGAAAACGAAGUGGAGUUGGCUAAGUGUUCUCUGCUGUUGUCAGAAAAUCAGGACAAUUGAUCACUCAACACACGCAUCCUUUUAGUGCAAGUUCACAUGAGCAUGUCUACCUGUGUUCAAAGGCAUUUAUUGUCAGCAGUGAUCAUUAUCACAUCACAACAAAAGAUGCUAACGGAUUCCCUAGCAGGGGCUUCAUGUUAUUUUGUCCCCAAAAUAGCCUCUCGUCCUAAAAGUCAGGGCACCUCAUCAAUUUAUUUGGCACACACGACAGCAUUUCUUUGGCCCUGAGCCCAACAGAGUUUGUACUUCAUGAAAUAUAUUGUACAUUUUACAUAGUUUAAUUUAAAAAAUACAUUUUAAGCUGGUUGAUCUUUGACUGCCUUAUUUAUUAUAACCUUUCAGCACAUUCCAAGGUUUUAGUUACUCAGGAAGGAGUUAAUUAAAAUGAUUUUAUUUUGGUCUGUUGGAUGUUUUUUAAAAGGAAAAAUUAUUAUUAUGAACCUUCAGCCUACUUUCCUUGAGUGCCGUAAAAGUGCUUGUAAAUCUUUUUUUUUUUUUUUAAGAAGAAAGAAAAAAAUGAUGUUUGACACUGAUGGAAAUUCAAAAAUAUAUAUGGAACUGAAACAUUAGCUUAGCUAAAAUAAAAGCAAUCUGUGUCCGAA